Messenger RNA from Camelina sativa (false flax), 2267 nucleotides. Its product is annotated as cationic amino acid transporter 1-like. Gene Ontology annotation, biological process: amino acid transport; transmembrane transport. NCBI's taxonomy places the organism in Eukaryota, Viridiplantae, Streptophyta, Magnoliopsida, Brassicales, Brassicaceae. Gene Ontology annotation, molecular function: L-lysine transmembrane transporter activity; L-glutamate transmembrane transporter activity. The record is from RefSeq and is a predicted model, not a curated record. Gene Ontology annotation, cellular component: plasma membrane.
ACACAAAAAUAUCAUGGAUUGAUUCUAUCAUUUAAGGUUUCUAAUUCCAUAUUUAAUUUCUCGGUAUAGUUCGUAAUCAGCUAAUUACACAAAGAUAAUGUUUACAGAAACGUCAAAGGAUACCUACUAUUACUAUAAGUAAGGCAGACUUUAAGAUCCCAAAUUUCUCUGUUUAUCUGUUACUUACACAAAAAAAAAAUUAAAACAAAAUCAUACGCUUUUCACUUUUCAGUUUCAUAUACCUCUCUCUCUGUAUUUUCCCAAGUUUCUUGUCUCCAUUCAUUUUGACUUGUAUUACAAAACCGAUCUCAGAUUCUGAAUCUCAAUCAGAAUCUGGAUCGUAAUAAUUUCUUGUUUGUCCAAACCAAAAAAAAAGUUUAAAAAAAAGAAUGGCAUCGGAACAAGGUGGUGACGCUAGCCUACGUAGGCGAGGCUGUUCAUGCACAAAAGAUGAUUUCUUACCGGAGGAAUCGUUCCAAAGCAUGGGGAAUUACUUUAAGGCACUUAAAGAAACACCUAGUAGGUUCUUGGAUCGUAUUACCACUCGUUCACUCGACACCGACGAGAUCAACGAGAUAAAGGCUCGUAGUGGUCACGAGAUGAAGAAAACGUUGACGUGGUGGGAUCUGAUGUGGUUUGGUAUCGGUGCAGUCAUUGGCUCCGGUAUAUUCGUUCUCACCGGACUUGAAGCACGUGAAUUUUCCGGUCCUGCCGUUGUGGUGUCUUAUGCCGUCUCCGGUGUCUCCGCCAUGCUUUCCGUCUUUUGUUACACCGAGUUCGCCGUUGAGAUUCCCGUCGCUGGCGGUUCUUUCGCUUACUUAAGAGUGGAGCUAGGGGACUUCAUGGCAUUCAUCGCCGCCGGAAACAUAAUCCUCGAAUACGUAGUCGGCGGAGCUGCCGUUGCUCGAUCAUGGACCUCUUACUUCGCCACUCUUUUGAAUCAUAAACCUGACGACUUCCGCGUCAUAGUUCCCCGUCUUGGCGAAGACUAUAGCCACUUAGAUCCAAUCGCCGUCGGAGUUUGCGUGAUCAUUUGCGUUUUAGCAGUCCUUGGCACAAAAGGAUCCUCAAGAUUUAAUUACAUCGCUUCUAUAAUCCACAUGGUCGUGAUUCUCUUUGUUGUUAUCGCGGGAUUUACUAAAGCCAACCUAAAAAACUACAGCGAUUUCACUCCGUAUGGCGUUAGAGGAGUGUUUAAAUCCGCGGCGGUUCUUUUCUUUGCCUAUAUUGGAUUUGAUGCUGUUUCGACGAUGGCUGAGGAGACCAAAAAUCCAGGGAGAGAUAUUCCUAUUGGUCUUGUUGGAUCGAUGGUGGUUACCACGGUUUGUUAUUGUCUCAUGGCGGUUGCGUUGUGUCUCAUGCAACCGUAUAGCCAGAUUGAUCCGGAUGCGCCAUUCUCGGUUGCUUUUUCGGAUGUUGGAUGGGAUUGGGCUAAGUACAUUGUCGCGUUUGGUGCCCUUAAAGGUAUGACGACGGUUUUGUUAGUUGGAGCCAUUGGUCAAGCUAGGUACAUGACGCACAUUGCCCGGACCCAUAUGUUGCCUCCAUGGCUAGCUCAAGUCAACGCAAAGACCGGAACACCGAUUAACGCUACCGUGGUAAUGCUCGCAGCGACAGCUCUCAUAGCCUUCUUCACAAAACUGAGAAUUUUAGCCGAUCUCUUGUCUGUUUCGACACUUUUCAUCUUCAUGUUCGUUGCUGUGGCUCUUCUCGUCAGAAGAUAUUACGUCACCGGAGAAACAUCUUCUCGUGACCGUAACAAGUUUUUAGUGUUCUUAGGUUUGAUUUUUGCGUCCUCAACCGCGACUGCUGUAUAUUGGGCCUUGGGAAAAGAAGAUUGGAUUGGAUAUUGCGUUUCGGCUCCGAUAUGGUUUUUGUCUACAGCUGGAAUGAAAUUUCUUGUACCGCAAGCUAGGGCUCCGAAAGUUUGGGGUGUUCCUUUGGUCCCGUGGUUGCCUUCAGCUUCGAUCGCUAUUAAUAUAUUUCUUCUUGGUUCGAUCGAUGUCAAAUCUUUCAUUAGGUUUGCAAUCUGGACAGGUGUUCUGCUUGUAUAUUAUGUCUUGUUUGGGUUGCACGCAACGUAUGAUACAGCUAAGGCGACGUUGAAGGAGAAGAUGGCUUUGCAGGAAGCUGAGGAAGGUGGUGUUGUUGCUGAUAAUUCAGCUUCUACAGCUUUAGAUCACUAGUUGUUUUUUAAAAGAUAUUGGCUUUGGCUUUCAGUUUUAUUAGUUGUCAGAUUCUUCAUUUGGUUAAUUAGGCUUCUCUCA